AUGAGUAAACGCUCCUUACACUCGUUAUUUGGCUAUCUGUCCGCCAACUAUCGACUUUGUCGAAAUUACAGCUAUAAAGCAGUUCGUAGACCGGAUACCGCAAUAUUAUCCCGCAAAUUGACUGCGCCACAGGUGGAGUCAAAACCAGAUGAACCUCAAGCACCAAAUGAUUUAACAAAACACUUGAGAGCCAAAAUAUUGGCAACAGGACCAAUUACAGUAGCGGAGUAUAUGCGCGAAGUGCUGACCAAUCCACUAAGUGGAUAUUACAUGAAUCGGGAUGUGUUCGGCCGCGAAGGAGACUUUAUCACAUCACCCGAAAUUUGUCAAAUUUUUGGCGAGCUAGUGGCUAUUUGGAUAGUAAGCGAGUGGCGUAAACUGGGUAGUCCAACACCUUUUCAAGUUAUUGAGCUUGGUCCUGGUCGUGGAACACUGGCACGCGAUGUACUUAAAGUCUUAACUCAAUUUAAACUAGCUGGACAAUUUUCCAUGCAUAUGGUGGAGAUAAGUCCCUAUUUGAGUAAAGUGCAAGCUCAGCGUCUUUGCUUCAGCAGCGAGAUGAUAAAUGACGAAAAUUCUCCUCACUAUAUGACGGGUAAAACCGCAACUGGUACGAAAGUAUUCUGGCACAAACGGUUAGAGGAUGUUCCAAACACAUUCUCUAUAGUAUUGGCACACGAAUUCUUCGAUGCUUUACCUGUGCACAAACUGCAACGAGAUGAAAAAUAUUGGAAGGAAGUAUUAAUUGAUGUAAAUGGGAAUAAUGGCAACAAUUGCGAAAAUGAACCACAGUUUCGAUAUGUAAUCUCGAAGUCUCAGACGCCAGUAUCACAUCUGUUUCAGCCAAUUACCGGAGAGACUCGUGAUUGUCUAGAGUAUUCAUUAGACACAGAUCGCAUAGUUAAUAUAAUAGCAAAUAGAUUUGAAAGUGAUGGUGGUAUUGGAUUGAUAAUGGAUUAUGGUCAUUUUGGUGAAAAAGGUGACACUUUCAGAGCUUUUAAAAGUCAUCAACUACACGAGCCGCUAAUUGCACCGGGAACAGCUGAUCUUACAGCAGAUGUAGACUUCAGACAAAUCAAACGCGUCGCUGAAGAAAAUGGUAAAGUACUCUGUUUCGGCCCUGUUGAACAAAGUAGCUUUUUGGAAAAAAUGGAAGGCGAUACUCGGCUUGAGCAAUUGCUUUCAAAUGCUUUAUCUGAAAAUCGUGACGCUAUAAGAAGUGGUUAUAAAAUGUUGACAGACCCUGAACAGAUGGGUAGACGUUUUAAAUUCUUUUCAAUGUUUCCAGCCGUAUUGAAAGAACAUCUCAACAAGUUUCCAGUCAGUGGCUUUCAAUAAUACGUAAAUAAUUUUAUUUCGGAUUGUUAAAAUAAUAUGUACAUUAAAUUAUUAUUAAAAUGUGCUUUGUUACAAAUGUUGAUACUGUUAACAA
Messenger RNA from Zeugodacus cucurbitae (melon fly), 1432 nucleotides. RefSeq names its product protein arginine methyltransferase NDUFAF7 homolog, mitochondrial. The record is from RefSeq and is a predicted model, not a curated record. Gene Ontology annotation, cellular component: mitochondrion. Lineage: Eukaryota; Metazoa; Arthropoda; Insecta; Diptera; Tephritidae. Gene Ontology annotation, biological process: mitochondrial respiratory chain complex I assembly. Bases 1 to 1338 code for a protein of 445 amino acids. Gene Ontology annotation, molecular function: protein-arginine omega-N symmetric methyltransferase activity. The transcript is spliced from 4 exons.